CAGUUCAAGUGUGUCUAUCAGUGGGCCGGGUGAGUAGAACAGUGAUUGUAUGAUCAAACUGAGAUAAUAUGGGAGGCGUUGCCUGGACCGAAGAAGAGGAUCACUUGCUCAAGAAAUGUAUAGAGCAGUAUGGAGAAGGGAAGUGGCAUCGUGUACCUCUUUUGGCUGGUCUCAACCGGUGCCGUAAAAGCUGCCGGCUGAGAUGGUUAAACUAUCUACGCCCAAACAUCAAAAGAGGGAGUUUUGCAAAAGAGGAAGUGCAGCUCAUCAUCAAGCUCCACAGGCUUCUAGGAAACAGGUGGUCACUGAUUGCUGGAAGACUCCCAGGAAGAACAGCAAAUGAUGUAAAGAAUUACUGGAAUUGCCACCUGAGUAAAAAGCUCAAUAUUGGUCAAGAAACUGAAGAGAAAGAAAAUGCAAUAAAUGCGGAAAUCAGACCCCAGCCAGGAGGUAAUGCGACAACAGGCUCAGUGAAACCAAGGAGCCAGGAUAUUGUUCCAAAUAGCCAGCCAACAAUAGAAGAAAGCAGCAUGUCGACGCCUUUUCACUUUGUUGAAGUUGCUCAACAAGGCCAGGAGCUUGUGAAAGAAGAAGACAGCAGCCUAGGCGUGGAGGAGCCUGGAAUUCUUGGUGAUAUGCGAACGGAUAUUGGCCAGUUUCAUGAACUUAAUAUAUUGAGUACUGAUGAAGGCUGCGGCAAAUGGGAUUGGGAUGAUUUGGUCUUAGACAUGGAUUUAUGGACUGACUCAAUGUGAAUGUGAUUUUCUUAAUUAGUGGUAAUCAAUAAGCAGUUAAGUUAAGAUAACAUCAGAAUUGUUAAAUUCUUAUUGCCUCAAUAUAAGUACGGGGUGUUAUAUUUGGCUUGGAAGGACUUAGCUGCAUGUAUAUUAGAAAAAUAAAUAAAUAAAAAAGAGUGCAUCUAUCGAAUUGCCUUGCCUUUCAAAA
This is a messenger RNA of Theobroma cacao (cacao), 945 nucleotides long. Its product is annotated as transcription factor MYB1-like. The record is from RefSeq and is a predicted model, not a curated record. Lineage: Eukaryota; Viridiplantae; Streptophyta; Magnoliopsida; Malvales; Malvaceae.